Molecule: messenger RNA, 4989 nt
Organism: Trichechus manatus latirostris (Florida manatee)
Lineage: Eukaryota; Metazoa; Chordata; Mammalia; Sirenia; Trichechidae
Gene: LRP6
Product: LDL receptor related protein 6
Exons: 23
Coding region: 148-4989 (1613 amino acids)
Biological process (GO): canonical Wnt signaling pathway; chemical synaptic transmission; Wnt signaling pathway involved in somitogenesis
Molecular function (GO): Wnt-protein binding; Wnt receptor activity
Source: RefSeq, a predicted model, not a curated record
AGCCUUGACGUGCCCCUUUCUUCUCUCUCCGGAAAGCUGGGAAGCAUGAGCGUGCAGAUCUGCCGCUGCGGCGGCCGGCCCGGCUCGUCGCCUCCCCCCGUUCUGGCCGCCCAUCGCCGGUGAGAGAAGAGAACGCGAGAAAGGAAGAUGGGGGCCGUCCUGAGGAGCCUCCUGGCUUGCAGUUUCUGUGUGCUCCUGAGAGCGGCCCCUUUGUUGCUUUAUGCAAACAGACGGGACUUGCGAUUGGUUGAUGCUACAAAUGGCAAAGAGAAUGCUACGAUUGUAGUUGGAGGCUUGGAGGAUGCAGCUGCGGUGGACUUUGUGUUUGGUCAUGGCUUGAUAUACUGGAGUGAUGUAAGCGAAGAAGCCAUUAAGCGAACAGAGUUUAACAAAACUGAGAGUGUACAGAAUGUUGUUGUCUCCGGAUUAUUAUCCCCCGAUGGGCUGGCAUGCGAUUGGCUUGGAGAAAAAUUGUACUGGACAGACUCUGAAACUAAUCGGAUUGAAGUUUCUAAUUUAGAUGGAUCUUUACGAAAAGUUUUAUUUUGGCAAGAGUUGGAUCAACCUAGAGCUAUUGCCUUAGAUCCUUCAAGUGGGUUCAUGUACUGGACAGACUGGGGAGAAGUGCCAAAGAUAGAACGUGCUGGAAUGGAUGGUUCAAGUCGCUUCGUUAUAAUAAACACUGAAAUUUACUGGCCAAAUGGACUGACUUUAGAUUAUGAGGAACGGAAGCUUUAUUGGGCAGAUGCAAAACUUAAUUUCAUCCAUAAAUCAAAUCUGGAUGGAACAAAUCGGCAGGCAGUGGUUAAAGGUUCCCUUCCACAUCCUUUUGCCUUGACGUUGUUUGAGGACACGUUGUACUGGACUGACUGGAAUACACACUCUAUUUUGGCUUGCAACAAGUACACUGGCAAAGGUCUGCGUGAAAUCCAUUCUAACAUCUUCUCUCCCAUGGAUAUACAUGCCUUCAGCCAACAGAGGCAGCCAAAUGCUACAAAUCCAUGUGGAAUUGAUAAUGGUGGUUGUUCCCACUUGUGUUUGAUGUCUCCAGUCAAGCCUUUUUAUCACUGUGCUUGUCCAACUGGGGUCAGACUCCUGGAGAAUGGAAAAACCUGCAAAGAUGGUGCCACUGAAUUAUUGCUUUUAGCCCGAAGGACAGACUUGAGACGUAUUUCUUUGGAUACACCGGAUUUUACAGACAUCGUUCUGCAGUUAGAAGACAUUCGUCAUGCCAUUGCCAUAGAUUAUGAUCCUGUGGAAGGCUAUAUCUAUUGGACUGAUGAUGAAGUGAGGGCCAUCCGCCGCUCUUUCAUAGAUGGAUCAGGCAGUCAGUUUGUGGUCACUGCCCAAAUUGCACAUCCUGAUGGUAUUGCUGUCGACUGGGUUGCACGGAAUCUCUAUUGGACGGACACUGGCACUGAUCGGAUAGAAGUGACAAGGCUCAAUGGGACCAUGAGGAAGAUCUUGAUUUCUGAAGACUUAGAGGAACCUCGGGCUAUUGUCUUAGAUCCCAUGGUUGGGUACAUGUAUUGGACCGACUGGGGAGAAAUCCCGAAGAUUGAGCGAGCCGCUCUGGAUGGUUCUGACCGAGUUGUGCUGGUUAACACUUCUCUUGGUUGGCCAAAUGGUUUAGCCUUGGAUUAUGAUGAAGGCAAAAUAUACUGGGGAGAUGCCAAAACAGACAAGAUUGAGGUUAUGAAUACUGAUGGCACUGGGAGACAAGUACUCGUAGAAGACAAAAUCCCUCACAUAUUUGGGUUUACUUUGUUGGGUGACUAUGUUUACUGGACUGACUGGCAGAGACGGAGCAUCGAAAGAGUGCACAAAAGAAGUGCAGAGAGGGAAAUCAUCAUAGAUCAGCUGCCUGACCUCAUGGGCCUGAAGGCCUCCAACGUUCAUCGAAUCAUUGGUUCCAAUCCCUGUGCUGAGGAAAAUGGGGGAUGUAGCCAUCUUUGCCUCUACAGACCUCAGGGCCUGCGCUGUGCCUGCCCCAUUGGCUUUGAACUCAUCAGUGACAUGAAGACCUGUAUUGUCCCAGAGGCUUUCCUUUUGUUUUCCCGGAGAGCAGAUAUCAGGCGAAUUUCUUUGGAAACUAACAAUAAUAAUGUGGCCAUUCCACUCACUGGUGUCAAAGAAGCUUCUGCUUUGGAUUUUGAUGUGACAGACAACCGAAUUUACUGGACUGACAUAUCACUCAAGACCAUCAGCAGAGCCUUUAUGAAUGGCAGUGCGCUGGAACACGUGGUAGAAUUUGGCUUAGAUUAUCCAGAAGGCAUGGCAGUAGACUGGCUUGGGAAGAACUUGUACUGGGCAGACACAGGAACUAAUAGAAUUGAGGUGUCAAAGCUGGAUGGGCAGCACCGACAAGUUUUGGUGUGGAAAGACCUAGAUAGUCCCAGAGCUCUUGCAUUGGACCCUGCUGAAGGAUUUAUGUAUUGGACUGAAUGGGGUGGAAAACCUAAGAUAGACAGAGCUGCUAUGGAUGGAAGUGAACGUACUACAUUAGUUCCAAAUGUGGGACGGGCAAAUGGCCUAACUAUUGAUUAUGCUAAAAGAAGGCUUUAUUGGACAGACCUGGAUACCAACUUAAUAGAAUCUUCAAAUAUGCUUGGACUCAACCGUGAAGUUAUAGCAGAUGAUUUGCCUCAUCCAUUUGGCUUAACUCAGUACCAGGAUUACAUCUACUGGACGGACUGGAGCCGACGCAGCAUUGAGCGUGCCAAUAAAACCAGUGGCCAGAACCGCACGAUCAUUCAGGGCCAUUUGGAUUAUGUGAUGGACAUCCUCGUCUUUCACUCCUCUCGGCAGGCAGGAUGGAACGAGUGUGCCUCCAGCAAUGGGCACUGCUCCCACCUCUGCCUGGCUGUGCCAGUUGGAGGUUUUGUUUGUGGAUGCCCAGCCCACUACUCUCUUAAUACCGACAACAGAACUUGUAGUGCUCCUACCACUUUCCUGCUCUUCAGUCAAAAGAGUGCCAUCAACCGGAUGGUGAUUGAUGAACAACAGAGCCCUGACAUCAUCCUUCCUAUCCAUAGCCUUCGGAAUGUCCGGGCCAUUGACUAUGACCCACUGGACAAGCAGCUCUACUGGAUUGACUCACGACAGAACAUGAUUCGAAAGGCCCAAGAAGAUGGCAGCCAGAGCUUUACUGUGGUUGUGAGCUCAGUUCCCAGUCAGAACCUAGAAAUACAGCCCUAUGACCUCAGCAUUGAUAUUUAUAGUCGCUACAUCUACUGGACUUGUGAGGCCACCAAUGUCAUUAAUGUCACAAGAUUAGAUGGUCGAUCAGUCGGAGUGGUGCUAAAAGGAGAGCAAGACAGACCUCGAGCCAUUGUGGUAAACCCAGAGAAAGGGUAUAUGUAUUUUACCAAUCUUCAGGAAAGGUCUCCCAAAAUUGAACGAGCUGCUUUGGAUGGAACAGAACGGGAGGUCCUCUUUUUCAGUGGCUUAAGUAAACCAAUUGCUUUAGCACUUGACAGCAGGUUGGGCAAGCUCUUUUGGGCUGAUUCAGAUCUCCGACGAAUUGAAAGCAGUGAUCUCUCAGGUGCCAACCGGAUAGUAUUGGAAGACUCCAAUAUCUUGCAGCCUGUGGGACUGACUGUGUUUGAAAAUUGGCUAUAUUGGAUUGAUAAGCAGCAGCAAAUGAUUGAAAAAAUUGACAUGAUGGGUCGAGAAGGUAGAACCAAAGUCCAGGCUCGCAUUGCCCAGCUUAGUGACAUUCAUGCAGUAAAGGAGCUGAACCUUCACGAGUACAGGCAGCAUCCUUGUGCUCAGGAUAAUGGUGGCUGUUCACAUAUUUGCCUUGUAAAAGGGGAUGGUACUACAAGGUGCUCUUGCCCUAUGCACCUGGUUCUCCUUCAAGAUGAGCUGUCUUGUGGAGAACCUCCAACAUGUUCUCCUCAGCAGUUUACUUGUUUCACGGGGGAGAUUGACUGUAUCCCUGUGGCUUGGCGUUGUGAUGGCUUUACUGAAUGUGAAGACCACAGUGAUGAGCUCAAUUGUCCUGUAUGCUCUGAGUCUCAGUUCCAGUGUGCCAGCGGGCAGUGUAUUGAUGGUGCCCUCCGAUGCAAUGGAGAUGCAAACUGCCAGGAUAAAUCAGAUGAGAAAAACUGUGAAGUGCUUUGUUUAAUUGAUCAGUUCCGUUGUGCCAAUGGUCAGUGCAUCGGAAAACACAAGAAAUGUGAUCAUAAUGUGGAUUGCAGUGACAAAUCAGAUGAACUGGAUUGUUAUCCGACUGAGGAGCCAGCCCCACAGGCCACCAAUACAGUUGGCUCAGUUAUUGGAGUCAUUGUCACCAUUUUUGUGUCUGGAACCAUAUACUUUAUUUGCCAGAGGAUGCUGUGCCCACGUAUGAAGGGAGAUGGAGAAACCAUGACUAAUGACUAUGUAGUUCAUGGACCAGCUUCUGUGCCACUUGGUUAUGUGCCACACCCAAGCUCUUUGUCAGGAUCUCUUCCAGGAAUGUCUCGAGGGAAAUCAGUGAUCAGCUCCCUCAGUAUCAUGGGUGGAAGCAGUGGACCCCCCUAUGACCGAGCUCAUGUCACAGGAGCCUCCUCAACUAGUUCUUCAAGCACCAAAGGCACUUACUUCCCCGCAAUUCUGAACCCUCCGCCAUCCCCGGCCACAGAGCGGUCCCAUUACACAAUGGAGUUUGGUUAUUCUUCUCCCAGCCCUUCCACUCACAGGUCAUACAGCUACAGGCCAUACAGUUACCGGCACUUUGCACCUCCCACCACACCCUGCAGCACAGAUGUUUGUGACAGUGACUAUGCUCCCAGCCGGAGAAUGACCUCAGUGGCAACAGCCAAGGGCUACACUAGUGACUUGAACUAUGACUCAGAGCCUGUGCCCCCACCUCCCACACCUCGAAGCCAGUACUUGUCGGCAGAGGAGAACUGUGAAAGCUGCCCACCUUCUCCGUACACAGAGAGGAGCUACUCGCAUCACCUCUACCCGCCGCCGCCCUCUCCCUGCACAGACUCCUCCUGA